Molecule: messenger RNA, 1886 nt
Organism: Lepisosteus oculatus (spotted gar)
Lineage: Eukaryota; Metazoa; Chordata; Actinopteri; Semionotiformes; Lepisosteidae
Source: RefSeq, a predicted model, not a curated record
UGAGCAUCAUGCAGGGGGAGCUGGAGGCUGCAAACAGGAUUCUGCACCAGGCCAUCCGACUGGCACACCAGGCCAAGAACACCCAAGCCAUCACAUACACGUACAGCAUGAUGGCGAACCUUGCUCUUGUUCAAGGCCAGUUUCCCGAAGCAGAGAAGCUGUUCAAGGCUGCUAUGAGUUUUCUGCUGGCCAGCGGGGCACAAGAGGAUGACAAUGCAGUGAUUGAGAUGUCUUUGAAGCUGGCCAGCAUAUAUGCUUCCCAGAACAAGCCCGAGCUGGCUGAGCAUGGCUUUGAGUUCUGUGCUGAAUCUCUGGAGGCAAAGAUAGAGAAGCAGAAGGACCUCCCUGAGGGCACCCUACCUGAGGAGGAGAGGAGCAACACACGCCUUCUCUUGGGCCUGUGUCUGGACUCAUACGCACGCUACCUCACUACAAAGCACCAGCUGGAUCAGGCCCACCAGAAGUACCUUCGCGCCCUGCAGAUCUGCCGCGAGGAGCAGGGGGAGGCACACCCUCAGACUGUUGUGCUGAUGAAUGACUUGGCUACAGUGCUCGACCUGCAGGGGCGGCACCAGGAGGCCAUGGAGCAGAUGAGCCAGGCCUUGGAGCUGGCGAAGAAGGCUGAACAUCCAGACCAGCACGUGCUGCUCUGCAACAUGGCAGGCAUCUUGCUGCACCAGGGUCAGCUGGUCCAGGCUAGGCAUGUAUACAGGGAGGCCCUGCUCUUGGCUCAGGCUACAGGAGACAGUGAAGCAAUGCAGCAGAUUAGAGAUGGGCUAGAGAAACUCAGCAACAGAGAAAGAGAUGAAGAACGGGAGACUGCCUGAGAGUCCGCACAUGGGUAUGGAUCUUUACAGGGAUGCGAGGGAAUACAAAGGCUUUGGCACAGUAAGUGCGAGAGAAGGGUAUGGGGAGUCCAGGAAGAAGACAGGGAUGAAGGACAUGGUCCACAAUCAUCGAUAUGCUGGUACACGGGAUGGAAGCUUAAUAAACAGUUAAAAUAAGAUAUUGGAAGAGAGAGAAAACCAUAUACACUGAAGCAAAACGGCCUAUUAAAAAGAAGUGUGAUUUGACUAGGAUUCCAUCAAGUGAUGAAAUUCAAGAAGAAUACAAUACAGAUGAAAGCCUGUUUGUCCCUAGCAAAUAGUGGUCUCGGUGGGAUCUCUUGCUCCAUCUAGUGUUCUCUACUGAGCUGUUAUUAGUGUGCACUGGGGCUUCUAACAAACACUGAAUAUUUUUAUAAGCCUUUUAUUUAAAAAAUUAAUUUAAGUUUCUUGAGGGAUCCCUUUAACCAUCAUCAAAAACAUGGAAGCCUACUUUUAACUACUUGUCUUGCACAAUAAAAAUUAAUUGCCUACUGUGCAACGGCCAGUUCACUUUUUGAGAGGUAGUAGUGUUGAAGAUCACAGCUUAGUGAUUUUCAUACCAGGUUUUGGAGAUAUUCUACCCAACUUAACUGUUUUAAUUAUUGGCUUAACCAGUGUGGACUGUUUACAGGUUUUUGAACUGUGAAGAACCCGGAUUCACUAUGUGGCUGAAGCAAACUUGUUAAAUUAGUUGUACAAAGUAUUAUUCUGUUCUUUGCCUUCAUAUGAAACAGAUUCAUUGCAUGCAAAGGUUUUUAAUUUUAACAGAUAUUGAACAGAACAAAAUGGCACUACUUCAAACUUUUGAAAACAUUUUAUUUCUGCAGUUGAGUGGAUUUUUACAGUGCAUUUGCCUAUGGUAGUUAUGUACUUCAUUACAAUCCACAUUUCAAAUACAGGAUAUCUAUAUAAAUAUAGGCUUCUAUACACACAUUGCUUCAUUGAGAAUCUGGCUAAGAUGGUUAUACUGUAUAUGAUCCUGAUGAGCCUGAUGCCACUUAAAGUCUUAAAGUUUCAAUU